UCUCACUUAUAAUUCAUAUAUCAAAAACUGUGAUACACACUCACACAUGUGUGUGUACAAUAUAAUAUGUGUAUAUAUAAAGAGAGAGAAGCAACAGUAGCAAGUACAACCCCCUCUCCCUCUACAAUCAUCUUUUUGUGCUUUUCUAAUGUUUCCAUAGUUCUUUUUCUCACAUACCCACUUCUAGUUUUCUUUUUCCACAACAUAAACUGUUUUCUUUUUCAGUUUUCUUGGAUCUUAUUUAAGUUUCUGAAAAUGGGUAUGCUUCAUAAUUGGAAGAAUGAUCAAAGUCAGGGAAUUUAUCUGUUUUUUGUCAGGAGAUUGAACUCAAGAUUUUGAAAGACAUGAUUUUUAGUUUAUUUCAAGGUUUUUUAUGUUUUGAAUGCUUUGGAAUCACUUCAUUGAGAUCUGAUCACUGGUGGGUCUCUGCCAUUUUCAUCAACAAUCUGUGCUUUGUUUGGCUCAAAAUGCAAGAAUUGUGAAUCUAUAAAUGGGUCAAGAUUUAGAGCUCGAUUUUGAGAAGUAUUGUGUGGUAGAUGGAAGUCCUAUAACAGUUCUUUUAUCUACCCGUGAUACAAAAAUCAAAAAGAAAAAACCCAAAUGUAGAAAUGAGGUAUUGUUGGAUCAAAGCAAGGAAAUCAGCUUACGUCGAUACCGAAGUGCAUCCUGUCGAAAUGUUCGGUCAACUUCGGGAGUCAAAGAAGCAAUGAAAAGGGGUUCAGUGUAUCAAAGUUCCAAUGAACUACGUAAAAUGAAUAAGAUUGACGAGAAUGGAAAUGAAGGAAGAAAAAAGAUUGAAUUUUCGAGAAGUGAUGGUCUCUUGCCGUUUGAAAUAUUUGAUUCAUUGUGCGGUCCGGAUGAAGGCUCGAUUUCAAGUUCGUUUUUGGAAAUGUCGAUAAAUUCAAUCGACAAACAAGAAGAUAAAAAUUUUCAAUCUACUCCUUUACACAAAUCUUUAUCUUCUAGAUUGGAACAACCUCAUUCUCCUACCAAAGUAGAAACCGAAGUUUCAAAAACUACCCGUUUCACCCCUUUCAAAACCAUGUUUGACCCGUUUGGGAAGUCGAAAUCUCAAAAGAGUCGAAACACUACUUUACGGAAAUCACUAAUACGUGACUCCUCAGAUUCCGGAUAUAGUUUUAACCGUUUCAAGAAAGAUUCUUGUAGCUCGAUUGUGUCAUCAUCAUCUUUUUCAUGUUCUUCACCUGAUCACGUAAACGGUGUUUUGAAGCUUGUGAACAAGAACCGUACGCCUUAUUUUGAGUUUUUAGUAAAGAAUCCUCAUGACGUUUUGGUGGCAAAAACAUCGAAAACGGAAAACAGCAACAACUGGGAGUAUACGUUUCACAAUAGUCAACAUAAACGAAAAGUCAACGCUAAAGAUCACAAAAGUAAAGAUCUCACAAAAGUGGGCCAGAUGCAAGUUUCCUGUUAUUUAUGUACAGAACUAGUUAACGCAGAUAACUUAAUGGUCACAGAAUUCGUAUUAUAUGAUCUUGCACAACCGAAAAAAUCUGCUCCUCAUGAGUCAAAGGAGUCAAUGGAUGAGUCAAAGGUCAAUGCCGACCUUGAAAGUGCAGCAAUCGUUAUACAGUUUCCAUCCGAGAAAAGAGAGAGCUUGAAAUGCAACCGAGCGGAUAUGAAAAACGAUGAUUUGUUUAAUUUUUCUCACGUGAAGCUAGAAAAGAUUGAACCGGCAAGAGUGAGCGUGGUGAUCCCUUCGGCAAACCAUGGUUUGCCAAGUGACGAAAGUCGUGGGCCCUCACCGUUACUUGACCGGUGGAGAUUAGGUGGCGGUUGUGAUUGUGGCGGUUGGGAUAUUGGGUGCCCUCUUAUUGUUCUUGACGACCGAAAUAUCCAGAAAGAAGAAACGUUUAAGCAGCCGGUCAAACUUUUCCUAAAGGGAAACAAAGAAAAUACACCUGCGUUAACCAUGAAAAUGACGGAAGAGGGUCAAUAUGCAGUUGACUUUCACACCCAGUUGACCUCACUACAGGCGUUUUCCGUUUGUGUUGCUAUCUUGCACAGUACUGAAACGUCGAUUAGUGUGGCUCAUGAUAGCCAUAGAGAAAUGUUGCAGUGUGAUUCUUUGAGAGUCUUUGUUGAGGACGAAGUCAAACAUUUGAUUGACGUUUUGGUCGAGGAAGACAAAAGAAAACCCGACAAGAAUGAAAUCCCGCCUUCGUUUUUGGUCAAUCCGCCGUUUUCUCCAAUGUCACGUGCGUGAUUUCGCGAGGAUAUCUUUGAUUCUUCAAAAAAGGUCAAAACUUUUAUGUGAUUUUGACCAUGUUGGUCAAAAAUAGAGAAGUCACAUAAGUCAAAGUUGACUUGGGUUUGGUUCAUGUUAAUGUUGUUACUCAAAUAUAGUAGAUUUUUUAGGAUCUAGAAUUUAUGAUUAUUUUGCAGAAAAAAGUAGUCCUUAAAUCAUGUAGGAUUAAGUAGUUUCAUGAGAAAUUUUUGUAUCUCUAGGAUAAUAAUAUGUUCAUCCAUUCACUUUUGGAUUAAUACAAAAAAAUUCCAAAUGUUUGAACUUUGUAAUA
Messenger RNA from Helianthus annuus (common sunflower), 2540 nucleotides. RefSeq lists its product as uncharacterized. The coding region runs from base 491 to 2227 and encodes 578 amino acids. The transcript is spliced from 3 exons. The record is from RefSeq and is a predicted model, not a curated record. Lineage: Eukaryota; Viridiplantae; Streptophyta; Magnoliopsida; Asterales; Asteraceae.